AUGGAACGGAAGGAACAGGUAGAAGCUGCAGCAGCACGAGCUGCGGCAGAAGGAGCACCAGUGGGAGCAGCCGCAGCUGCUGCUGCGGGUACUACAGCAGCAGCAGCUGCUGCAGCGGCAGCGGCCGAUGCCCCUCUUGGCGCUCCUGCUGCAGCGGCAGCAGCAGAGGCUGCUGCUGCAGCAGCUGAAGGCUUCAGCAGAGUGUCAUUGUGCAUCUGCUCACGUUGGUCAUCUCCUUGGUGGAGUCAACACCAACCUGCUGCUGGUGCUGCUGCUGCUGCUGCUGCUGCUCCUGGAGUAUGUGAAGGCGCAGCAGACACCCUUGAAGCAGAUUCCGGGGUGACAGCUCUCCCCUCAGCUGCAGCGGCGGCGCAGCAAGACGGAGGCGAAGUAGAGAGCCUUAUUCUUCUGCGCGACGACAGCAGCAGCGGCGGGACUGGCAGUAGCAGCAACAGCAGCAACAUUGAAGAUUCCCACAUCUGCAGCUUCUUGCUGCAGGUCUCCUCCAGCAGCUACUACAGGGGCUUGCUGCGAUCUUCUGACCUUCUGGGGCCUCUUCGCGGCAGCGCACCUGCUGCAGCAAGUGUUGCUGCAGCGCUUGGCGGAAGCAGCAAAAGCAGCAGCAGCAACAACAAAGUGGUGCUCGUGCUGCACCUUGCCCAGCCCCUCUCCGCGUCGGCUUCAGGCCAUCCACCCGGAACAGCAGAAGCUGCAGCAGCAGCAGCAGCUGAUGGGACGCAGCUGGUUCUAACGUUGGUUCUGAGGAGCAGCAGCCUGUUGUGCGUGCCGCUAUGUCGCCCGAUUGUGCUGCAGCCUGUGUCUGCUGCUGCUGCUGGCCGGAGCUUUUUUGCUGCUGCGCUGCUGCAGCAACGAGCGCAGCAGCAGCUUCUGGAGAGCUUUCGCGCUGCUGCAACAGAUGCGGUGCAGCAGCUGCAGGAAAAUGCUCCUCAACGAAAAGAAACAGCAUUGCCGUCAUCUGCAGCAGCAGCUGCUGCUGUUGCGUCAUAA
Molecule: messenger RNA, 1008 nt
Organism: Eimeria mitis
Lineage: Eukaryota; Apicomplexa; Conoidasida; Eucoccidiorida; Eimeriidae
Source: RefSeq, a predicted model, not a curated record